Etheostoma spectabile (orangethroat darter) is the source of this 1120-nucleotide messenger RNA. Its product is annotated as receptor-interacting serine/threonine-protein kinase 3. Gene Ontology annotation, biological process: protein phosphorylation. The record is from RefSeq and is a predicted model, not a curated record. Gene Ontology annotation, molecular function: JUN kinase kinase kinase activity; ATP binding. NCBI's taxonomy places the organism in Eukaryota, Metazoa, Chordata, Actinopteri, Perciformes, Percidae.
UGAAGUUAUGAGGGUGUGUCUUUGUCCUCUGAUCAGACACUCAGACACCCGGACUGAAGAGGAAGACGAGAGAAGAGCAGCUUGGUCUCUGCCAGUGUUUCCUCCACACACGAAGGUGGAAAGAGUCUUUAAUGGACCUGAAGAGUUCAGCAGUGAACUAUGGAACAGUAUGUUGAAGACUCCAGCCUCAGGGACUGGGAGGAGAUUGGUUCUGGGGGUUUUGGACAAAUCUACAAAGCCAGGCAUCAUCAGUGGGGCUGUGACGUGGCCAUUAAACUGCUUCUUCAGGGCGAGGGGACCGAGGAGUCUUUGCUGCGUGAGAUCAAGAUGAUGCGUCAAGCCACCAGCCCGUAUGUCAUGGCCGUCCGAGGGAUCUUCAAAGGUCAUACGCCCUCUGGUGGGUCAAGACAGCUUGGUGUGGUCAUGGAUCUCAUGGAGAGAGGAUCAUUGGCCUCCCUACAGGAAGCAUUGAGGGGAACUCCACCCUGGUCGCUGGUCUUCAGACUGGCUCACCAAGUGGCUCUGGGUAUAAACUUCCUCCACACUCUGCCCCGACCCGUGCUCCACCAGGACCUGAAGCCCCAAAACGUGCUGCUGGAUGACGCUCUCAAUGCCAAGCUUACAAAUUUUGGCCUUGCCCGGAUUUGCUGCAGCGUCACGCAGGUUUCCAAGGACAGUGGACCAGUAGGAGGGACGCUACCAUACAUGCCACCAGAGGCUUUUAAAGCAUCGUACAAACCUACCAGAGCCUUUGAUAUCUACAGUUAUGGGAUACUCCUUUGGUCCAUUGCCACAGGGAAACAACCAUAUGAGCAUUCAAGACCCAAAAUAAUGAUGGAGCGCAUCCCGAGAGGAGACCGUCCACCCCUGGAGGAUAUCACGGGCGAUGCUGCCGGGUUGACGGAGCUGAAAAGACUGAUGGAGAGAUGCUGGGAUCAGAAACCUGAACGAAGGCCCAGAGCCCUUGAGUGUACAACGGAGACAGAACAGCUGUUCAAGAAGCACAAAGAUGAACUCAACAAAGCUGUCUAUGAAGUGCUGGAGAAACUGAAGCAAAAGGAAGGAAAAGGCAUGGCAGCAGGAAAGAAGGUUCAGAGGGAUCCAGUUGCUGAGGCUGCAG